Messenger RNA from Kuraishia capsulata CBS 1993, 1707 nucleotides. RefSeq lists its product as uncharacterized. Lineage: Eukaryota; Fungi; Ascomycota; Pichiomycetes; Pichiales; Pichiaceae. The coding region runs from base 1 to 1707 and encodes 568 amino acids. Gene Ontology annotation, molecular function: ubiquitin ligase activator activity; protein binding; anaphase-promoting complex binding. The record is from RefSeq and is a predicted model, not a curated record. Gene Ontology annotation, biological process: positive regulation of ubiquitin protein ligase activity; anaphase-promoting complex-dependent catabolic process; positive regulation of anaphase-promoting complex-dependent catabolic process. The transcript has a single exon. Gene Ontology annotation, cellular component: anaphase-promoting complex.
AUGAUAGCGUGCUUGAACCAAGCUGUCGUGUGCGUGCGGCUUUGUGUGCGGCCCCCUCGUCCACCACAUCUCAAGUGUUGUUCCUUCAUAGUCUGUUUCUCCAACAAGACCACCACAUACCCAUUCUCCAUGUCAUAUUUGACCCCUCCUAGCUCGGGAAGGAGAGGUGCCUGGCACACAUCCGGUACGUAUCCUAUCCUUGACCGGUUCAUCCCCCACAUAUCUGCCAACAGCCAAAGCCAAACGCCAGUACAGCACACAACACAAGACGAGGCUUUCAACGGCAGGCGCCAUUUACAUCUGGGGGUUCAACGGAAUGGCACAAGGGGCUUGCUAUUUUAUGAGGAUGAUCCUAGAAGCAUAACCGCCGGAACUUUCAACAUAGGUGAUCUCGAUGAAGCUUCACAGGGCGCUGAAAGGUCAGGCAGUAACCAUUCGGCCAGUCAAACGACGAAGAAAGUGUCUAAAAAGGCUGCUCAAAAUGAUCUUGCCCAAGCGUUGGGGCUCCCUUCUGGAAAACGAGUACUGUGCUAUUCUCCAGUCUCGUUAACCAAGUCAAAAAGACGCCAUAAUCACUCGCCUAUAUCAAUGGGGAGUAUUCCAAAAUUGUCCCUCUCCCUGAACGUGAAAACGAACCCAAAAAAGAAGAAAGUAGCCAAACCGGAGGUCUCUUUCAAGGUUCUUGAUGCUCCAGGAUUAAGAAAUGACUUCUACUCGAAUUUGGUAUCGUGGUCAGCUACUUCCAAUAAAGUAGCAGUUGGACUCAAUUGCGCCGUGUAUGUCCGCAGUGAGAUCGGGGAGACUGUUCCUGUGGAUCUUAACGAUGACGAAGUCAUAACUUGCGUUUCCUUCUCGUUCCACGAUUUGUUGGCAAUCGGAACUAAAACAGGAAGAAUAAUUCUGUGCACGCCUUCCAACAACAAGGUAGAAUGGUCAGAAAUUCUACGGCCAAGUACUGGAGUCAGCUGCAUUCUUUGGUUCAAAGACUCCAAGAUAUUCAUUGCGGGUGACGAAUUGGGUGACAUAACAUUUUACCAGGUCGAGACGACACCCACGGGGCACAAAUUCUCGGUGAAAUUGUCCAUGAGGUGUCACCAACAACAAAUUUGUGGCAUAGCAUUGAGUAGAGACCAAAAACAGAUCACAGUUGGCGGCAACGACAACUGUUGUACGGUAUGGGACAUCUCAGACAUUGCAUCCCCACAACUGAGAUUCUAUCUUCCCCACAAGGCCGCAGUCAAGGCAAUUGCAUAUUGUCCUUGGUCUCCAUCUUUGAUUGCCACGGGAGGCGGUUCAAAAGACCGCAUGAUUAAGUUCUGGCAUGCAAACUCUGGUACUUUACUAGAUUCUUUCAAUGCUAAAGGCCAAAUCACUUCUUUGGUAUGGUCAAAGUCAAAGAAACAGAUUCUUGCCACAUUCGGGUUCAGCGAUUUUGAAGAGCCGUGUCUGAUCUGUGUCUACUCGUAUCCAUCAAUGAAGCCAGUGGUUCAGGUCCCAGCUAGCAGUGGUAUGAGGGUGCUGAGCGCGGUCCAAUCCCCAGAUUCCAAGUCCAUAUGCACUGCUAUCAACGACCAAUCGGUGAGAUUCUAUGACUUUUGGGAGUCCAGCAUAUGGUUGACAUCAGGAUCGCAGGAAAGGGGUCUUUUCGGAAGCGAGAUCAUCGAGCUAUCAGAAGGAGUAAGCAAAGAUCAUGGGGUCAUUAGAUGA